Stomoxys calcitrans (stable fly) is the source of this 2580-nucleotide messenger RNA. RefSeq names its product katanin p60 ATPase-containing subunit A-like 1 (gene Kat60). Gene Ontology annotation, cellular component: microtubule cytoskeleton. Gene Ontology annotation, molecular function: ATP binding; ATP hydrolysis activity; microtubule binding. The coding region runs from base 153 to 1841 and encodes 562 amino acids. The transcript has 7 exons. The record is from RefSeq and is a predicted model, not a curated record. Gene Ontology annotation, biological process: microtubule severing. NCBI's taxonomy places the organism in Eukaryota, Metazoa, Arthropoda, Insecta, Diptera, Muscidae.
GACUUUAAGAUCCCUAACUUGGACGACCAUAAGCAACACCUACCUAAAGAAAAAUUCUGAAAAUUCCGCAAGUUAAAACAAAAAAAUUAAUUAUAACAAAGCAUAACAAACAUUUUGUACGGGACAACGGCUAAAAGGAAAUUUCAAUACUCAUGUCAAUAACCCUAUUGAGAGGUGGCAAGCAAAAGACCAAAUCUUGUGUAGGAAUGACCGUGAUGUCCAAGUCUUCAAUAGCGGAAAUAUGUGAGAAUGCUAAAUUGGCCAGAGACACGGCCCUUACCGGUGACUAUGAUUCAGCAUCCAUAUAUUAUGAGGGUCUUCAGGGGUUAUUGGCACGCAUGAUUAGUUCAACUAAUGAUCCUCUCAGAAAGGGCAAAUGGACUAUGGUUAAACAACAAAUUACCAAGGAGUAUUCACAGAUCAAAGAAAUACAACGUACAUUGUCGGAUAUGACUUUGGAUUUGCAGAGCUCACAGUUUGCAUCAAAAUUCAGAGCACAAGCCAGUGAAACUGAAACUAAAGACCCUUCGUCGUGGUUUCGUCCGGAUCCAGAUAUUUGGACUCCACCACCCAAGGAUCCUGAUGUUUGGGGGCCACCAAGACCAGAAAAACCCGCUGUUCCGAAUCGUAAUCGAAAUAUACCUGGCAAAAAGUCAGCUCCCCCUAAAAGCACAAUACCAACACGAAGCAAUGCUUCGAGCAACGGUUUGAAUAAAAAAUCGAAUACCGCAUCAUCGGCACGUUCUUCCGGUAAUACUCAUAGCAGUGGACCACGGGCUUCGACAACAAAUCGCAAGUCGGCGGCUAGCAGUACGAACUCCACUAGUUCCAAUAAAGAAGACAACGGCUCGAACAAAGAUAAUGACGAGGCCAGAGAUGAUGAAUCGCCCGAUCAAGAGGAGAAAGAAGAAAAGAAAUUUCAACCGAACAAUCACAUUGAGGCUGAGUUGGUCGAUAUUUUGGAACGUGAUAUUUUACAACGUAACCCUAAAAUACGCUGGAAUGACAUUGCCGAUUUGCAUGAUGCCAAGCGUUUGUUAGAAGAAGCAGUUGUAUUGCCAAUGCUAAUGCCAGACUAUUUUAAGGGCAUUCGUCGACCAUGGAAAGGUGUUCUUAUGGUUGGACCUCCAGGAACUGGAAAAACAAUGUUGGCGAAAGCCGUUGCCACCGAAUGCUGCACCACGUUCUUUAAUGUCUCCUCUUCUACGCUUACCUCUAAGUAUCGUGGCGAAUCGGAGAAAAUGGUACGCCUUCUGUUCGAAAUGGCGCGAUUCUAUGCACCCAGUACCAUUUUCAUAGACGAAAUCGAUUCACUGUGCUCUCGACGUGGUUCAGAAUCUGAACAUGAGGCAUCUCGUCGCGUUAAAUCCGAGUUGUUGGUGCAAAUGGAUGGUGUGGGCAGUGAAGAGGCCAAUAAAGUUGUUAUGGUUUUGGCUGCCACUAAUUUCCCCUGGGAUAUCGAUGAGGCUUUACGUCGUCGCUUGGAAAAACGUAUCUAUAUUCCCCUGCCGUCGGGUGAGGGGCGAGAGGCAUUGCUAAAAAUCAAUCUGAGAGAAGUCAAAGUUGAUGAAAGCGUUAGCCUUUCCACCAUUGCGCAGAAAUUGGACGGAUAUUCGGGAGCGGAUAUAACAAAUGUGUGCAGAGACGCCAGUAUGAUGUCAAUGCGCCGCAGAAUUGCUGGGCUGACGCCAGAAGAAAUUCGCCAACUGGCCAAGGAAGAGGUCGAUUUACCAGUGUCGGAGCAGGAUUUCAUGGAGGCGCUAAGCCGUUGCAACAAAAGUGUUUCUCAAGCUGAUUUAGACAAAUAUGAGAAAUGGAUGGCUGAAUUUGGUUCUUCAUGAUGGCCGCAAACAAUCAACACCAACAUCAAACGUCGCAUGCUAUUGUAGACGUUUGACUACCUUUUGCAGCACACACACACACAAACUGCAGACUUUUGUGAAAAUCUUAGCCAAGCUAAGCACUUACAACAACACACCCUAACCCCUAAUGUCCUCACCACAGAAAAGAAAAACAAGUGUUUUGAAGGAAGCAUUUUCACAAAGUGAUUAUGAUCUGCUUUCAUAAGAAAGGAACACACUCAAGUAAAGUAGGCGCAGUUGAAAAUGCCACCACACACAUAUACCAAUACCAUCCAAAUGCAAUUAAACGGAGAAAAGACUAACAAAUCGUACAUUUUAGGAGCAAAAUAUUCAUCGUUUUAAGUACCCGCCCAUACUCUUCAGCAAUUCCCCAUAGAAAUAACACACACGUACUACACGUUCUAAUGCUAUAUUAACUCUGGUUUUCCGUAGUCUUCGCCCUAAUUCUCAAUGUACUUCUCAACUCGUAGUUAUUAAUUCCCUAAAGUAUUCCACCAUUCCCUCAAAUACGCAUAGGUACAUCGUUAAUUAACAAUGCAAUGCAUCCCCUAUCCCAUCCAUCAAAAGCAGUUCGAAUUUUUUAUACAUACGCCCCCACAUUCAACACGCCUAAUUGUUAUUCGUUUGCUUCGUUUUUUCUCAUAUUCCUAAUUUCUAUUCAUAUAGUUCUUAUUCUUCUUUUUUUCAAAAUAAAGUUCUUCUGCCUUUUUUUUAACAA